AUGGUCAGCAGUCUUCAGAGGUACAUCAGUGACCCGAGGUACAGCAGACUUCAGAGUCUGCUGUACCUUGGGCCACUGCAGGUGCAGUUAGCUGGAGCAAGAGAUGGCCGUGGAGUCAGCACUCCAAGCAGUGACAACUGCACUAACCAGUUGUGCUUGCCUGAAGCCGGCUACCUCGUCUCUCGGCUGAACCUGAGCGUGGGCCAGUGCGACGACUUCUACCGCUUCGUGUGCUCAGAUCGCUGGUUCGAGCACGACUCUCGGGAACUGCCGUUCCGCUUCUCCAGCGUGCAGCAUGUCUACGACGCGUUGCAGCGAUAUGCCAAGGACGGGCUGCUCCACCUGAUAAACGACGAGAAACUUAAUGCCUCGUCGGCGUUGGUCAAAACGCUGAUGUUCGUUGACAACUGCACCUCUUCAGAGACCAGAUUGCAGAGUGAGCCGGAACACUUCGAGGCUGUGAUGCGACGUUUCGGGCUGGGCCUCUUUCCGUACACUUCCCGUCCCCUACGGUCCAGCAGCGUCCACUUUGUGCUGGCCACGAUGGCCAGGGAGCUCGGCUUGUUCCCAAUUUUCGCCGUUACAGUGCUGCCUGCCAGCAGAAAGAAGAAAAAGCAUCAUACUAUCCUGCUCAAACAGAGGUUACGCAGAUGGCACGAGGCUGACCUGUUGAGCGCCGAGACAUACCACUGGGUGCUUAAGAAGUCCGCUUCGUUGCUUCCGUCAAUUCAGCACCUGACCGUGCAACAGUACCAGGAUGUGCUGAAGAUCUCAAAGGAACUGCUCAUGAUGGCAGCGUACAGGCCUCCCGUUCCCGAGCACAGCUUCGUUACUGCCUCCGAAUUCGCCAUGUACGAGAAGAUAAACCUGACGUCGUUUCUCGCUACCCUGUUCGAGCAGUCCCACGUGUACACCAAGGAGUCUUUAAUCGCCGUCAACUCGAAGGCCUAUUUCCACCGGCUAUUCACCUACCUUGACACUGGCGUUGACGAGUCGACCGUGCUGAAUUACCUGGGCGUAUACUUGUGGGUUCACCUGUCUCCACUGUUCCCGGACGAACACAGCAGUGCGCCGCACCUGCCCGGGUUGCAGUACGGAAUGCCGGGUGCAUCCAAGCGAUUUCCUCUGUGCCUUCGCUACGCAGAGUCGCUAUGUCCACAAGGAAUGUUCGCGUUACUCACCGUAGCACUGGGGCAGACCAAUUCGUCCGUGGAAUUCGUGAGGCCGCUCGAAUGGUGGAUCGGUGAUUUCAAGGACCUCCUCUUCAGCUAUACCAAGCGGCUAACAUGGCUGGACGGAGAUACGACGCAAGAGAUGUCAACAAAAGUGGAAAGGAUGCGCAUCUCCUUCUUAAUCCCAGCAUCGUUGCUGCAAGAGCCCAACGUCUUCAAGUGGACGUGCGAGAACUAUGACGUGAAGUUUGCCGCACUGCCACCAAUUCUGCAUUUCGUCGAAGCUAAGGCGACUGUCCUACGGGGCCACUGGAACCACGUGCACACAGGCGUCUCUCUAUUGCGUCACAUGCAGAGUUUCGAUUACAAGAUUCGUUACUCGCAUGACACCAACACGCUGAGUGUACCAGCGUCGUACUUCGGAGAACUUCUCAAGGCACCACCAAUUCUCGGAAGAUUUUACGCAGUCAAAAUCCUGCCGGACGCUUUAGAAGAAGUACUAAAGAUCCUGCUUAAGCAAGGAUCCUACUCGCUCAAGAACUACACGGUUAUCUCGUCGUGGACUGAAAACGCCACUUUGCGUUUCAACGCCCUGGAAGACUGCCUCUUGAAGACAUAUAUUGACAGGCUUCUCGCACCUCUUAACUACACGUUUUACAAGAAGAUUACUGCUAAAGCUAAUCCAAAUGACUCCGGAAUAUUUCUGCGAGGCUUCAGUCCAUUUACGGCUGAACAGAUGGCGUUCAUCUUUUACGCUGAGCGGGACAUGAUGUAG
This is a messenger RNA of Rhipicephalus microplus (southern cattle tick), 1947 nucleotides long. RefSeq lists its product as uncharacterized. NCBI's taxonomy places the organism in Eukaryota, Metazoa, Arthropoda, Arachnida, Ixodida, Ixodidae. The record is from RefSeq and is a predicted model, not a curated record.